This is a messenger RNA of Syngnathus acus (greater pipefish), 3164 nucleotides long. RefSeq names its product gap junction alpha-8 protein-like. Gene Ontology annotation, cellular component: connexin complex. Lineage: Eukaryota; Metazoa; Chordata; Actinopteri; Syngnathiformes; Syngnathidae. The transcript has a single exon. The record is from RefSeq and is a predicted model, not a curated record. Gene Ontology annotation, biological process: cell communication. The coding region runs from base 102 to 1355 and encodes 417 amino acids.
CACUUGUCCGGCCUGCCUGCCUGCCCCACCCUCCCUGCCUGUCUGCACCCUUCGUUUCUCUUCCUACCCCACCCUUCAUUCCACAGUGCUACGGACCGAUCAUGGGUGACUGGAGCUUUCUGGGAAAUAUUUUAGAGGAAGUCAACGAGCACUCCACAGUGAUCGGCAGGGUGUGGCUCACGGUUCUCUUCAUCUUCCGCAUCCUCAUCCUGGGCACGGCGGCGGAGUUCGUGUGGGGCGACGAGCAGUCCGACUACGUUUGCAAUACGCAGCAGCCCGGCUGUGAGAACGUGUGCUACGACGAGGCUUUCCCCAUCUCCCACAUCCGCCUGUGGGUUCUGCAGAUCAUCUUCGUGUCCACGCCGUCUCUUGUGUACGUGGGCCACGCCGUGCACCACGUGCACAUGGAGGAGAAGCGCAAGGAACGCGAGGAAGCGGAACUUAGCCGGCAACAGGAGCUGAGUGAGGAGCGACUCCCACUGGCACCUGACCAGGGCAGCGUACGCACCACGAAGGAGACCAGCACAAAAGGAAGCAAGAAGUUCCGACUGGAGGGCACCUUGCUAAGGACCUACAUCUGUCAUAUCAUUUUCAAGACACUCUUUGAGGUGGGCUUCGUAGUGGGCCAGUACUUCCUGUACGGCUUCCGCAUCCUGCCGCUGUACAAAUGCAGCCGCUGGCCCUGCCCUAACACCGUAGACUGCUUUGUGUCCCGCCCCACAGAGAAAACGGUCUUCAUCAUCUUCAUGUUAGCCGUGGCUUGCGUCUCACUCUUCCUCAACUUUGUGGAGAUCAGCCACCUGGGCCUCAAGAAGAUCCGUUUUGUUUUUCGCAAGCCGGCCCCUGCCCCGGCGCAGGGCGAAAGCUCGGCCACCCUGCCGCCGGGAAAAAGCCUGCCCCCUUUGGCGGUGUCCUCGUUGCAGAGGGCCAAAGGUUACAGGCGGCUGGAUGAGGAGAAAGCUCCCCCAAUUACACAUCUCUACCCACUAGCGGAAGUGGGCAUGGAGGCAGGCAGGGGGGCCCCACCCUUCCACGGUUUAGAAGAGAAAACUGAGGAGGAGCUGCCCAUGGGGGACAUCCCCAAAGCGUACGAUGAGACUCUGCCCUCCUACGCCCAGACCACUGAGACGGAAGGGGUGACAAUGCAGCAGGUGGCCGCGGCCAAGGAGGCGCCCCCGGCGGGGGUGGAAGGUGGAGAGUGGCAGGGCGCCGACCCGGAGGUGGAGAGGGCGGUCACCGGGGAGGGGGGGAGCGCGGUGGCCCAAAAGGCGUCGGAUACGAUAGAGGACAGCAGGCCUCUGAGCCGACUCAGCCAAGUUAGCAGUAAGGCCAGGUCGGACGACCUCACCGUAUGAACAUGUGACGGCGAACACAUGCAUGUACCACUGCGCCCCGAUAACCACACCUGGGAGAGCACACACACACACAUGCACACACUUGUCGGAGGGCAAGUCAGAAAAUCAAACCGCAGACCUUUGCCUCACAUUGCCUGCUGGGAAAAUUGCAUUGUAUUGGAAAUGUUACCAACUGGCAGAGGUAAACAAAAUAUUUUAAAAAUUGGGACAAUAAUGGCAAGCGUUUGCGUCAAAUAUAAAACAAAAAGUGUGUUGUUGCGAUUCAAAAAUUGCAGGGUGGACAUGUUUUUACUUGACAACAAGAAACCAUAUGUUCCAUUUUUAAAUAACAUCUUUUUUUUUAAUCUAAGCUUUUAAUCAAUGACGGACGAGUAGACAUUUUUACAAACUGGAGAGAGUUUUAGUAUACUUGUGUGUCUGCCAAUCGGUAACUUUGCUGUAGUUCAUUUCCAAUUCAACCAGUGCCAUAAUGCCAGUGCAUGCCACACAGACAAGUGCCUACUUUUACAUUUUUAUACAAUGUGCGCAGCUCUUUGUCACCGGCUAAAGUCACAUUUUCGGGGUCGAAAGGAGAGCACCUUUUUGCACAUGCAGAGGUUCACACACUGUGCAAGGCUUUUUUUUUUUUUUUCCCCAAAACACCUCAAUGAUGCAACACAGUUAUCCUUUCAAGUGCAAGCACCUCAUGUUUAUAUAGCAAGUAGUGAGGGGAAAAAAACUUUUGAAGACCACAUACAUGCCUGAAUGUCCUUUUUCAAUGUGAUCCUGUUCCUAUCUGAUCUCGAUUUGUGCACCCCCUUUUUUUUUUUUUUUUUUUGCAUAGGCUGUGAUGCGAUUUUGGAAGAGAGCGGAGCUCAUUUUGCCCCAUUAGAGAAUGAACUAUAGAGCCACCUCAGGCCAAAUCCUCUCUCUUUUUGCGCUGUACAAACAGGCGUGUGGGUGAUAAAGAUCUUGCCCCAUCAGCACAAAGUAUUGUUGGGAGGCGGGACAAUAAAAGAAACGGGUGCUAUCAAUGAAAACAAGCAUCCUUAACCUCAUUUGUGGGGGCAAGACAAAUACUUGAUUGCGUUUGACCAGAGAAAAAAAACACCCAAAUAUUUUUUGCCAAAAGUCUGAGAAAAAAAAUUGUACAUAGCGCCAACGUUAUGUCUCAUAUUGUACAUAUUGUGCUGUUUUAGGUACUUGACUGUCUAGACUGCUAAUAUUUGAUGUAACAAUGUCAGAAAAUAGCAACACUCCAUCACGGAUUAUAUUUUAGAAGCUAAAGUAUGUCAUCCACCCAGCAAGAAUUACGAUAAACCAAUAAUCAAGCCUUAAUGUUUUACUUGUUGAAACCAAUAUUUUCUUAUGUAUUUUUUAGAAGUAUGUGAAUUUAUUUAAUUUUUUGAUACAGCGACAUGAUUGAACCCAAAGAAUCUUGGAACUUUUAUUUUUGCAUGCAAAAUCAAAAUUUAUUGUGAAUUAAACCACAUUUAAGGAUGCUUUCACAUACAGACACUUAACACACUCAUCCCCCCCCACACACACAUCUUGCAGGGUAUGAUAGGCAGCUUUGACCCUUUUGUGAGCUGUCAAAAAAACAACAAAGCAAAUAUUUUUGAAAAAAUCAUCACAAGGUCCUUGUUUACACCUAUAAAGUGCUAUGAAUGCUAUUGUACGACUGUGUAUUUGUAUUUAGACUGUUGCAUUGCUUGUGAUGUUUGUAGGAAGACCUGAUUAAUAUAUAUAUAUUUAAAAAGAUCAUUUUUACUAACUUGUAGUCUUCACUGAUUAUAGUUGUGUAGUGGCAGUGUAUUUUUAAACAAUAAA